Molecule: messenger RNA, 1325 nt
Organism: Triplophysa dalaica
Lineage: Eukaryota; Metazoa; Chordata; Actinopteri; Cypriniformes; Nemacheilidae
Product: histone H2B-like
Exons: 2
Coding region: 7-435 (142 amino acids)
Cellular component (GO): nucleosome
Molecular function (GO): structural constituent of chromatin; protein heterodimerization activity; DNA binding
Source: RefSeq, a predicted model, not a curated record
AGCAUCAUGCCUGAACCAGCCAAACCCGCGCCCAAGAAGGGCUCUAAGAAGGCCGUCACCAAGACCGCCGUUAAGGGAGGAAAGAAGCGCAGAAAGUCCAGGAAGGAGAGUUACGCCAUCUACGUGUACAAAGUGCUCAAGCAGGUCCACCCCGACACCGGCAUCUCUUCCAAGGCGAUGGGCAUCAUGAACUCUUUCGUCAACGACAUCUUCGAGCGCAUCGCCGGUGAGUCGUCUCGUCUCGCGCACUACAACAAGCGCUCCACCAUCACGUCGAGAGAGAUCCAGACCGCCGUGCGUCUGCUGCUGCCCGGUGAACUCGCCAAACACGCCGUGUCCGAGGGCACCAAAGCCGUCACCAAGUACACCAGCUCCAAACUGAGUGCCGCCUUUUCAUUUUUAAUCUUUGCACAGUUUAAAGCACAUGAUGAUUGACACAACGAGCAAGUAAAUGAAAUUUUCCCGCACGGCAGGGGCCCACUAGUGGUCGCGGAGGCCCCAUGCAGCUGCCUAUAUCGCUUAUUAGGUAGGGCCGGCACUGGAAUCUACACAACACAAACAAUCAUGACACACACUCUUACACUGACUGCACAACAACACAACUGACAGCAGUCACAGUCACAGUGAGGUUGUAUUAAAUGACAAUAGAACAUACAGUAAUGGUGAUAGUGACUUCUACAUCAUUUAAUCAUCAUUCAUCAUCUUCAUUUCACUAUUUAAUAAGUCAAAUAUUCUACCUGUUCACAUCAGUUAAUGCACCAUAAACUAACAUAAAGAAUAAUCCUGACAUUAACUCACAUUGGCAAUGAUACAUACUGCACAUGUAUAUGCUGUAUAUAUAUAUUGAUAAUAGUUAUUUUAUGUAAACAAUGCAUUGAUUAAUCUUAUUAAAGUGUACAAUCUACAUAACAGCUCGUGUCACAUUUCUGUUCUUUGUGUUCACUCUGAAUUUUGCCGAGUUGUUUAUACCUGGAAUGUCUAAAUCAGUUUUUAAUUUAAACUUUGGAACAGUUUUCAUACAGUUUACACCUGCAUCUCUUUAACAUCACAGUAUUACAGAUCUAUAAUCUACACAACUAGUAUAUCAAGGCCAGAUUGGUAGUCCAUACCAAGUCCACACAAGUACAACGAGCGAUGUACAUUUAACAUAACAUUUGACACUAAUGUCAAUAGACAAACAGAUCUCGUCCCCCAUUUACUGCCAUUUUUGGGGGAAAACAUUUCACAAAAGCCUUGAAUUUACAUCGGACGUUUGCGGCACAACUGCAGUUAACGUCCGGUCUGUGUUUGUUUAUCUGUCUGGCUAGUGUCUAACACAGUGAUGU